AUGGACAACACAACAAAGGGUUGCAACAAGGAAGGGACUCGAGCUGAUGAAACACGAACUGAUGAUGAAGUGUUCAACGAUGUCCCAGACUACAGAAGAUUGAAGGUUGAAGACGUGAAGGCUAUGACGUUUAAGACAGUAGAGGACGCAGAGAGGUUCUAUUCUGCAUAUUCCUUGGCACUUGGCUUUGGAUUUAGGAAGGAUACCAAAGGAGAGGCUGAAGGUACGAUCCGGAGGAGACAAUGGCUUUGCAACAAGCAAGGGACUCGAGCUAAAAAGUGGUUCGUACUAGACGGAAGGGGUCGUACUCCUCGGAAAAUUACAAGGGUAAAUUGCAAGGCUAAGUUCAGGGUCAAUUACAACGAGCUUGUAGGAGCUUAUGUGGUGAAAGCCUUUGUUCCAGAGCAUUCUCACGAGUUAGCAACAGGAAACCAGACUGCCUUCAUUCGUUCGCAUCGAAAUGUCGGCAAAUCAGACUUGGCCCGUGCAAAUACAAUGUCUAAAGUGUCAAUCAGACCUUGCCAUGCGUAUGAGUACAUGGUGGAGCAGGCGGGGGGAUAUAGGACAGUGGGAUUUACUGAGAAGGACCUACACAACAAGCUUGACCAACAACGGCGCACCACUUCCUUUGAGAGUGACUCCGAAGGCCCACUUGCCUACAUGAACGCUCUGGCAGCACAAGACCCAUACUUCUACUGCAGGUUCAAUGUAGAUAUAGAAGACAGGUUAGCAAACAUGUUUUGGCGAGAUGGGCAUGCAUUUGUUGAUUUUAUGUGUUACGGGGAUGUGCUGAUCUUUGAUAGCACAUACAAAACCAAUGUUUACAAAAAGCCAUUGGUUUUGUUUGUUGGGUCAAACAAUCAUCGGGGAAGUAUUUUGUUUGGUGCUGCUCUUCUUGUCGAUGAAACGGUGGAGACAUACACUUGGCUGUUGCGUUCGUUUUUGGAUGCAAUGAAUGGGAAGAUGCCAAUAGCUGUACUCACAGAUGGAGAUGAGGCCAUGCGUAGUGCAAUUGAAGACGUGAUGCCACAAGCAAAGCACCGUCUUUGUGCUUGGCACCUUUCCAGAAAUGGCAACACUAAUUUGAAGUGCGACGAAAAGUUGAAAGCUUUUAACAGGUGCAUGAGAAAAUUCCAAACUGUGGAGCAGUUUGAAGUAAUGUGGCACGACAUGGUGGAGAAAUUCGAUCUCCACAACAGUUUCUGGAUCAACAUGAUGUAUGAGAAACGAGACAAGUGGGCUCAAGCAUUUUUCAGGAACCAUUUUAUGGCUGGCAUGAGAAGCACGCAGAGGUGUGAGGGCAUGAAUAGGUUCAUAAAAGACUCUAUUGGGAGAGGCAUGAAACUAGUCGAAGUCGUUCCGAGGAUGGACCGAGCACUCAUGAGAUUGAGAAACAAUCAAGUAAGGGAUGACUUUAACACUAUGAACUCAACCCCUGUUCUCGAAACUCACCUAAAAGACUUGGAGAAUCAUGCAGCUUCUAUAUACACAUACGAUGUGUUUAAGUGGGUUAGGAAGGAGAUCAGGAAGGAGAGCCAAGCCACACUACGACAGGGACCAGAGUACUUUGAAGAUGGGCACCGUGUUUACACAAUGUCAGCUUACAAGCGGCCUGAUUUUGAGCACAAGGUAGUUUACUACCAUGGGAAAAACACUGAAAGUGCAACAGACCCGAUCAUAUAUGGUAUGUUCUUGUAA
Molecule: messenger RNA, 1698 nt
Organism: Rosa rugosa (rugosa rose)
Lineage: Eukaryota; Viridiplantae; Streptophyta; Magnoliopsida; Rosales; Rosaceae
Product: protein FAR1-RELATED SEQUENCE 5-like
Exons: 1
Coding region: 1-1698 (565 amino acids)
Source: RefSeq, a predicted model, not a curated record